This is a messenger RNA of Ostrinia furnacalis (Asian corn borer), 539 nucleotides long. RefSeq names its product splicing factor U2af large subunit A-like. The record is from RefSeq and is a predicted model, not a curated record. The transcript has 5 exons. The coding region runs from base 16 to 477 and encodes 153 amino acids. NCBI's taxonomy places the organism in Eukaryota, Metazoa, Arthropoda, Insecta, Lepidoptera, Crambidae.
AUAAUUUGAGGCACCAUGUAUUUUAUAGAUGACAAACGCGAAGCUCGGAACAGUGACCGGCGUAGAGAGGAAAUUGAACGCGAAAAGGAGUCUAAACGGGAAUCGCGAGCAACUGUGAAGGAGCGCACGAAGGAAGAGAUCAGAAGCAAAGACAGAUCACCUCGAGAACGAUCACACAGGGAGGAACGUUACCUGGAGACCGUAUCCCCUCCGCAUGAGCAUCGUCACCCCUCUUCCGAUGACGUUGAGCGAGAUGUGAAGCGUCGUAAAGUAGAAAACAGCGGCAAUGGCAAGGGUAGCAAAGAAAUAGAGGAACGUUCGCCUGAAAAAGAAAAGCGGAAAGCUAAAGUCCGAGGAGAUGAACGUAAAGAGCGUAAGAUGAGCCGAAAGAGGGUGAGUAUUCACGCAAUUGCUUUGAUAAAUAUGUAUUGUAUAGAUUACGACGGUUUCCGGCCGCUCGUUCAAAACAUUUUGUGAUUUUAUACAUGUCUGACUCAUUUAUUUUACACCUGUUGUAAACAAAUAUUUAACUUGACUAA